AUGGACGACAUCCUCAGCUUCCACGCAACAAACGAGCAAGCAUGUCCGGUCCGCAAACGCGACGACUUCUCCGCGGACACUGAGAACGACUCGUCUAUUGCUAGUCGUGUGAAAGCCCGUCGUACAUCCACGAUCUCCUCAGCAUCAUCCCAAGCAUCUCCUCCUGCUGCUAUCUCGGACCCAGCUGAAGCCACAACUGCAUCUACUGUAUCGGCUCUCACUCCGCCUUGGUCUUCAGAUUUGCCGACGUCCAUUGGUUUACUUCCUCAUACUCAGGAUGGUAAAGUCGAUGUCUCUGAUGUCGCUACUCUUCAAGAGGAUCUUACCGACCUUUAUCACCGACAGAGUCAUGAUGGUAUUUUUGCCACUGGUCAACGACUGUACAACUACUACUGGCCGAAUAAGAUGACGACUGUUACUCAAACUGUCCGACGGUGUGACCUAUGUGAGUCCAACAAGACUCACCCUCAUGACCGACAACUCAAGGAGCUUCCUGUUACUCCUUCGUUGCCGGACCAUUACUUCGAUCAU
This is a messenger RNA of Perkinsus marinus ATCC 50983, 531 nucleotides long. RefSeq lists its product as hypothetical. The record is from RefSeq and is a predicted model, not a curated record. The annotation marks the transcript as partial. The transcript has a single exon. NCBI's taxonomy places the organism in Eukaryota, Perkinsozoa, Perkinsida, Perkinsidae.